AUGGACAUCAGCAACAGCCACAACAACCACAUCUUAUGGUUCUUCAAGCACAAAGGUUUCGAUGACAAAGGCAUUAACGAAAUCUUGAGAAAAUGCAAACGCCUCGAAUCUGUCCAAAAACAAAACCUAUCUGAAAACUGGGAUUACUUAAAAUCCAUCGGAAUCCAAGAACGAAAGCUUCCAUCAAUCAUCACAAAAUGUCCCAAAAUCAUGACCCUCGAUCUAAACCAAAAACUCAUCCCAAUGAUCCAAUGCCUCACAACUCUGUCAACAAAACCCGAAGAAGUCCCUUCCGCCAUAACCAAAUUCCCCCACAUUUUAACCCACAGCAUCGAAGAAAAACUUUGCCCACUCCUCGGUUUCUUCGAGUCACUGGGUGUGUCAGGAACUCAACUCGGUAAAUUAAUCCUCCAUAACCCUAGAAUCAUAAGCUACAGCAUCGAUUCGAAGCUUUCGGGGGUAGUUGACUUUCUUGUAAACAUCGGUUUGACCAAAGACGGAAUGAUUGGGAAAAUCUUGGUUAAAAACCCAUCGAUUAUGGGGUACAAUGUUGAGAAGCGAUUACGACCCACAACCGAGUUUUUACUUUCGUUAGGGUUGACGAAGUCUGAUCUACAAAAGGUAGCGAUUAAUUUCCCGGAAGUUAUGUGUAGAGAUGUGGAUAAGAUUUUGAAGCCGAAUCUUGAUUAUUUGAAAAGCCGUGGGUUUGAUUCGGGGCAGAUAGCGGGUUUAGUGGGGAGAUAUCCACCGAUUUUGAUUAAGAGUGUUAAGAACUCGUUGGAACCGAGGAUUAGGUUUUUGGUGGAGGUGAUGGAUAGGGGAAUUGAAGAAGCUGUGGAUUAUCCCGAGUUUUUUCAGCAUGGUUUGAAGAAGAGACUUGAGAGACGUGAGAAGCUUUUGAAACAGAAGAACGUUUCUUGCAGUUUGAGUGAAAUGCUUGAUUGUAAUCAUAAGAAGUUUCUUUCAAGAUUUGAUCUGGUUGCGAAAAUUGUUUAA
Lactuca saligna is the source of this 996-nucleotide messenger RNA. NCBI's taxonomy places the organism in Eukaryota, Viridiplantae, Streptophyta, Magnoliopsida, Asterales, Asteraceae. The record is from the annotation of a GenBank genome assembly.